Messenger RNA from Varanus komodoensis (Komodo dragon), 1352 nucleotides. Its product is annotated as gastric triacylglycerol lipase-like. Lineage: Eukaryota; Metazoa; Chordata; Lepidosauria; Squamata; Varanidae. The record is from RefSeq and is a predicted model, not a curated record. The transcript has 10 exons. The coding region runs from base 1 to 1326 and encodes 441 amino acids. Gene Ontology annotation, molecular function: hydrolase activity, acting on ester bonds.
AUGGAGCAACGGGAGCCACCUCAGGUUCUUCACGAGAGAAAAAAGGCUGGAUAUAAAUGUGAUAUAGUCAUCAUUGUCAUCCCAAAAAAUAAGAAGGCCUUCACUUGGUACCAGGUUAAAUUUUCAGGUAAACCAAAGAUGUGGUCGAUUCUAGUUCUCAUGUGCUUGCUUAAUGGCUCUCUGUUAAUCCACGGAGAAAUUCUCAGUGACCAUGUUGAUCCCGAAGCCACUCUGAAUGCUAAAGAGCUUAUCACAUACUGGAAAUAUCCCUGUGAAGUAUAUGACAUUGUGACAAAAGACAAGUAUAUUCUUACUAUAUUCAGAAUUCCCCAUGGCAGAUUCAACAGUACGCACACAGGUCCAAAGCCAGUAGUAUUUCUGCAGCAUGGCUUGCUCGUUAAUGCUGCUAACUGGUACCAAAAUUUUCCUCACAAUAGCCUGGCUUUCAUGCUAGCAGAUGCUGGCUUUGAUGUUUGGCUAGGAAACAGCCGAGGGAACAACUGGUCCAGAAGACAUCAGACUCUUUCACCCACAUCAACGAAGUUCUGGGAAUUCAGCUUUGAUCACAUGGCUAAAUAUGACCUUCCAGCAUGUGUAGAUUUUAUUCUGCAGAAAACUAAGCAGCAACAGCUGUAUUAUAUCGGCCACUCACAAGGAACCACCAUUGGCUUUAUCGCUUUUUCCACGAAUCCUCAACUGGCUGCAAAAAUCAAACUUUUCAUCGCCUUGGCUCCUGUUGCUACAGUUGGACAUGCCAAAACACCUCUAACAGCACUUGCAUUACUUUCAGAGAUAAAUAUUAAGAUCUUGUUUGGAAUGAAAGAAUUUUUGCCAAAAACAUAUUUUGGUUCUAUACUUUCUGCUCACUUCUGCAGCCAACAUGAGUUGGCUCCUAUUUGUAGCAACCUCCUGUUCAUACUGUGUGGAUUUAAUGAGGACAACCUAAAUAUGAGCCGAGUAGAUGUCUAUGCAGCUCAUGUCCCAGCUGGAACAUCAGUACAGAAUAUGAUCCACUGGAAACAGGGCAUCCAGAGUGGUAAGCUCAAAGCUUUUAAUUAUGGACUGUUCGGAAACCUAGUUCAUUACAAUCAGAUUCAGCCUCCUGAAUACAAUGUGAGCGACAUGAAUGUACCAAUUGCGAUCUGGAGUGGUGGAGAAGAUUGGCUUUCUGACCCUGAAGAUGUUGAAAUCUUAAUUCCCAAAUUAAAACAUCUCAAGUACGCCAAGUUCAUUCCUGAGUGGAAUCAUUUGGAUUUUGUGUAUGGUCUUGAUGCACGUAAUAAAAUGUAUAAUGACAUCAUUAAGAUGUUAAAAGGGAAUGUGUAAUGAUAUGUCACUUAGUAGAAGGAACU